ACCUUUCACAUCCACUCAGGCACUCCAAGCUUCAUAUUAGGCACAAGAAACCCAGCAACAUAGUAGUACACGCACAGAUACUUGAAUCUUCAGUGGAUUCCCGUGAAGAUCCGGAUACCUGGAGCCGCGUCACAGCACCUGCCAGCUGGAUGGCUGGGAACACAGGCAAAAUUCGGUAUGGAGUUCAGGAACGGCAGACGGCGGAAAAGCCAGGCGUCCGCGAAUCAUGGAAGACGGCGUCAAAACAAGCAGGCGCGGGGGGUGCGUCAGCAGGGUUUCCAGCCGGCGCGUACAAUCCUAUAUCGGGGACCUUUCAUAAUCUGGCUGGGGGGAACCCAGAUGGGUCAGGGAAUUCGCAGAACGGGAGGUAUCGAUCUUUUGAGGAAGGGGACGAUGCGGGAGGAGGAGGAAAUCAAGAGAGUGAUGUUCUGUCGAACAGCGGAAGCUGUUCAGGGGAGUCGGAAGACCAGACAGGGCUGAAUAGGCCUGGUGCGACGUCGCGGGAUGGACAGCAGCAAGCCUUGGCGGCGGUCCCUGACAAGAAGGACAAGAUAAGGGCUAAGAACGAGAAGAAGCACCUUAGACAGAAGGAGAAGAAGGCUCAGGAGUUGAGGGACAAGUGCACUGGCUUCCUCACCGCGCGGAAGCUCGAGAGCUUGGCGGAGCAGCUGGUAGCGAUGGGCUUCCCCAAGGACAAGUGCACGAUCGCGCUCAUCUGCAACGACGGCAACCUGGAGAGGUCCGUGACGUGGCUGCUGGAGGGGCAGGAGAGCAAUGGGCGAGACGCGAACUCCGUGGGGAACUUGAAGCUAGAUGUGACGGAGGAGCUGGCGCGCAUGGCGCAGAUGGAGCGCGUGGAUGGGUACAACAGGACGGACAUCGAACGCGCUGUCGUGGCCUUCGAAGGGGAUCUGGACAAGGCUGCUGUGUUCCUUCGGGAGAAGCACCGGGAGACGUUGGCUCAGCAGCAGCAACAGCAGCAGCAGCAGCUGCUGCUGCAGCAACAACAGCUGCAGCAGCAGCAGCAACAACAGCAGCAGCAACAGCAGCAGCAACAGCAACAGCAACAGCAGCAGCAGCAGCAGCGUAGGGAGAUGGGUACCGUGAUAUCUGGGUCGGUGGGUGUUGGUGUGUCCGCCGGAGGCCCCACGAAGUUUCUAGGCAGGGGCGUUCCCCCCACCGGUGGGUUGGUCGGGUCCGUAGGUCCUGGUUACGGCUACGGUCACGGGCACGGACAGGCUUCUGCGCACCCCGGCGCUCAAAUCGGGCAGCCCCCGCUGAUGGCAUCGGGUAUGUACCCUGGACCGCCGGGUAGUGGGCUGAUGGGAAAUGCUCAAGAUAGGGAGGACGAUAGGCGUUAUUUGAACGGGCAGCAUCCGGGCGGUGCCUCGCACCAUCUCCCUCAGCAGCAGCAGCAGCAGCAGCAGCAGCAGCAGCAGCAGCAGCAGCAGCGCAUGCUUCCUGUCAUGGGAUCGUCCGCCCACCGGCCAUUACAACAGGUAUCUGUGGAUCCGGGGAAGAUGGCGGGAAAUGCUGGGCCUUACGCAGUCAGAGCUUCUGCGGGAAUGGGUGUGGGUGGCCACCCGCAGGGCGCGUUCGCCAAGCACCAUGUGCAGCCGCCGCACCUGGUGCAAUCGGCUCAACUGCAGCAGCAGCAGCAGCAGGCGCACCCGGCACAGCAGAUUCUCGGUGCGCAGCAGCUUUACGGGCAGCAUCCGCAGCAUCACCAGCAGCAGCAGCAGCAGCAGCAGGCGUUGCUCAUGCAGAAUCAGGCUCAGCAGAAGCAGAUGCUUUCACAGACGCAGCCGCAAGGCCCUUCCCAACCGCACGCGCAGUACUCACAGCAGCGACAGCCGCAAGUGCAGCCGCAGCUGCAGCAGCAUCCGCCGCCACAGCACUUUCAAGCGCAGCCGCCAGGGGAGCAGGCGCCGUUGCUGCAUUUGCAGCAGAAGCAGCAGCCGGCCCCGGCGAAGCAGCAGCAGCAGCACGCUUUCUCGCAGCAGCAGCACCCUCGUCAGCCGCAGCCUUCGCCGCAGCAGCAGGCACAAGCAUUGCAGGAAGCCAAGAAGCAACGCGAGCAGAAGCAGCCUAAUGCCCAUGAGUCCGCGCAAGAGCAGGGCUUCCAUAAGCAGGAUAAGAAGCAGUCGCCCGCCUCCACGCAGGGGCGGCAGCAGCAUGUAUCCCAGCAGCAGGCAUCGCAGGAUGAUGGCGCAAGCCGUGGUAACGUUUCCGAGAAGCAGAAGCAGCAGAGCAGCGAGAAAGAGCCGCAGGGGACAGCUGCUGAGAGCGUUGGUCAGGCGCCUGGAGCAGCUCCGGCGGGGCAGGUUAGGCGCUCACCUGACGCCCGCACGCAGCAAGCUACCGCGGAGUUAGCUGCAGUGUCGUCGCAGCUCAGUGGAAUGGGCGUGAGCAGCUACCAGGUUGGAACUAACCAGGUGAUGUCUAUGCAGGAUCCUUCUGCUAUUGCUAAGGGCGCCCUGUCUGGCACGGCAGGAGUGAGCCCCCCACCAGGUGCCUUCAUGGCAGCGCAGGCUGCCCUUCAGCAGCAGCAGCAGCAGCAGCAGCAGCAGCAGCGACAGCCGGUGCCGCCAAUGCAACAUCAGCAGCAGCAGCAGCAGCAGCAGCAGUUGAGGCCGCUGGUGAGUAGUUCGCAGCAUCUGAAUCCCGGUUAUGGAGUUGCGAACAGUUCGAACGCGCUGCUGCCAACGGCGGGGGUCCCUAUAGCCUUCGGCCUGCUGAGUGGUUUGGGCGUUGGAGGGGCGCCUGUGCGGCACUCUGCAGCCCCAAUGAUGCACGUCCCUUCCAUGCCCUGGACCGCUGCUGCUGCCAUUCCACGUGGUCCGCCUGUCAUGCCGGGUGGACCGGCGACGCUGACAGACGGAACCUGGAAGGGGUCUAUGGAAGUAGGUGCGGGUCUGCCUGGUGCUCAUUCCGCUCCCAGCCUCUUCCCGGCUUCAAGCACCUUGCCUGGAGGUGACCUGUUAGCGGCUCCGCAUCAGGAUCAGGGUCAGCAGCAGGGAUCGCAGCAGGCACAGUUGGCGCAGCAGCAGCAGCAGCAGCAGCAGCAGCAGCAGCAGCAGGCACAGCACGCAUGGCAGGUCAGGGGGAUGUCCGGGGCAGCAGGAGGGGUAGGCGGGAACCUGUCCGCUGGGUGGAGCCCGUUCGGCGGAGGUUCAGAUGGGGCCGACUUGCCUAGCAAGUCAGGUCUGGACCCUGCCUCGGGUCUCCCUGUGGGGAUAAGUGCAGGGGCUGUGCCUUUCACUCCUGGUCAGCCGUAUGUGCAACAGAGGGCUGGGGCUGCUGGUGUUGCGAUCGGGUCUCGUCAGAUGGGGGGCGUAGGCAGUGCUCCUUUGGAUGCCACUGCUGCUGGGGUCGCGUCGGGUGCCUCGUCUGAGGUGCUUCCGACGUGGGGCGCGUCCACCACCCUUGCGUCCGUUGACUGGAGCCUUUCUGGUGCGCCUUUGGGUUCCCUCUCGUCCCUCUCGCCAGUGCCCGAUGGCCCUGCUGGAUCGGCUGCAGGCGCUCUGGGUGGAGCAGGAUUCGGUGUGACGGGGACUGGCGGCAGCAGUGCGUUUGGGAGGCCUGGAGCCGGCUCUGCAGGCGGUAUGCUGUCGGCUGGAGGAGUGUCGACUGGCACAGGUACGGCGGCUAUGGUCAGUAGCAUUCGGUCUGUAGAUUGGAGUGUGUCGGGGUCCCUUCCAAACUCUGGCGCAGGCCUGGGAGGGGGUAUGGGCAUCUGGGGUGGUGGGACGUCUGGCUUUGCAGACCACACAGCGUCCAGUGGGGCACUUAGUGGUCUUGGUGGUGGGGGCAGAGCAGGGGGCAUGCCCACGACUGCUGAGCCUGUGAGGGCGUAUGAUCUUUGGGGCCGGUCUGCUAUUGCCGUGCCAAGCCAUGUGGGCACUCCCUGGCAGCAGCAGCAGGGCAUCCCUGUUCCAUGGCAGUCAGACUCUCAAAAGGAGGAGGUGGGGGUAGGGGAGGGAGGAUCGAUGAAGGAGCACUCUGGAGGGGGGGCUGAGUCAAGGGCGGGCCAGCAGACUACUGGGGGUGUGGAUAAGAAAGCUGGUGAGGCAGUGGAGGGGCAGGAGGGAGAGAGUGAGGGGCAGAAGGCAGACGUUGUGCAGGGGGAGCGAGAGGGUCAGGAAGUGCAACUUGGACUGGAGGGGCCGCACAAGGGUGCAGAGCAAGGAAGUGGGCAGGGUCAUGAGGAGGGUGAGGCAGGCAAGGGUGGUCAACACAAGGCGGGGUCAGCAGUGGAGACCCAAGGGGAGCAGCAGCAGCAGUGUGAUGUGGCAACAGCGGGAUGGCAGCAAAACGCUGGGUCCAAUGUUUCUCAGAUGGGUGGAGAUUCAGGGAGCAAUGUACAGGAGUGGACGUCCCCGUUUGCGGGCAAGGACUUCACCUCUCUUCUGCAUUCUGCUGUUCCUCCCCAGUUUUAGGCUCCAUUCCUUAAGCCACAUCUUUGCUGCUCAAAUCCUUAUUCUGCUGUUGCUUGGUAAUGUCGUGGAUGUGGAUGUCAGACCUUGAAUGCCGUGGAUGUGGUCGGAUAUUUGAAGAUGCUUUCUUCGUUUCCGUUUGUGCAAUAUUUCGUU
Molecule: messenger RNA, 4592 nt
Organism: Closterium sp. NIES-67
Lineage: Eukaryota; Viridiplantae; Streptophyta; Zygnematophyceae; Desmidiales; Closteriaceae
Source: the annotation of a GenBank genome assembly